AUGCAGUCCUCAUCUUCUCCACGACCAUUCACGCGCCCCUCCUCUUUCCCAUCAUAUCUACCCAUUGACAUCUUUCGCCUGAUACUCGACCAUCUUACAUAUGACAAAUUCUCACUACACUCCUGUUUAUUGGUAAAUCGUCAUUGGUGUCGAGUCGUUGUUCGCGUCCUGUGGCAACAACCAUUUCGACUAUUAUACACCUGCAAGCAAUCACCAUGUAAUUGCUGUUCAAAUGAGAAACAAGAAAAGAGGCAGUCACAGGCCGGAAACUUAUUGGAGACGUGUAUGAAAGUAAUUAUAUGUAAACAUGAGGAUUGGUUGAUUGGGAAGAGGGAUGAUGUAAGCAGUAGCAAUAAUGGUGAAAACUUGAUCUAUCAGGAUAGGAAGAAAUUAAUUCUUCAGUAUAACAUAAAUUUGUUGCGAAACAGAAGCAGAAAUUUAUCACAAGACUUUUCUUCUUUAGUCUCGACUCCUACAUUUGAUUAUUUAGAAUUCUUGCAAUGCUUAGAUUUCUUAGAACUUUGGAAUGCAGUUCAGGAUUGGAUUAAAUCUAUAAAUCGUAGUAAACAUUCAAACAAUACCUGCAUUUCUGUUGUCCUUACGAAUCAUGCAAAUUCCUGCGUCACUUCUUUUUCUAAUUAUCAUGCUGCCGCAAACGCUGAAGAUCACAAUCACUCCGGGUCAAAAGCGAGUCGUUUACCAACCUCGAUUAAUUUUGACCACAGGGACACAUCUACCACAGUGAAUUCCUCAAAACGACGAGUAGAUUAUAUGGCAAUCCUACAAACCUUCUAUAAUCACUCAGAUAAUCUGAAAGAUACCUCAAAAACUAUAGCAACAUUAAAUUCAAUGAAUUUAAUGAAUUCUGCGAAUUCAACACGUCUCUCAAAAUCCGGUUCUUUAUCCAUAGAACAAAUCGCUAAUCUGCUUUCCAUCUUCUUUUCCAUGCACUCUCCACUUCACCAUCUCUCCAGCGAUCUCACAUCUCGCCAUUCAUCCGCUAACUCGGGAUUCCCUUGUUCCAUAUUAUCAUCCCGCCUGUCUACCUUCGCAAAUCUUUAUACUCCCACCUUAUCUGACAACCUCAUCCAUCUAACCUCCCUUGUUUGUACUACAAAGUUAUCGAAACACUCUUUAUUCACUUACCUAUCCCGCUUCGCUCACAACAUUCGCCAUUUAGAAGUAUGCAUUGAUUACCUAGAUCAUCAUCAUUUCAAUGAACGCAUCCUCGACAUUUCCUACGUGGAGGAGGAAUCCCUCGCCCUCUCCGCCUUAAUAAAAUCUCAGAAAUCCAUUGUUAGUCUCAAACUUUUCAGUUUUCCCGCAGGCUUACAAUCAAUUACCUCAGCUAUACACCAACACGCAAACUCUCUGCGAUCGCUGAGUUUCAUUGGCGUCUACUUUGACGGGUGGGAGUUAUUACCGAUACUAGAACCAUUGAGAAAUUUGGAAACAUUGGAGUGUAGGGGAUGUUUCUUUCAACUAGUUUUUGGUUUUACUCCGGAAUCACACCCACCAGUGCAUUUGGAAUUUACGCAUUUGAAAAAAUUGGAUAUGAUGGAUUCUUAUGUAGAACCACCAAUUAUGAGGUACCUUUUAAAAUCUUGUUCGGCUAAGGUGACGUAUCUCGAUCUUGGAAGAAAGAUACAAGACCCCAAAUCUCCGGAAGAUAGUAACAUCCUCAUGAGACUGGUCGAGACCCAAUUCCCAAAACUCAAACAUUUGAUGACUUCAUUUCAUGAGCACGAGAUAAAACAAUUACUAGAAGUGUUCGAGUGUUGCACAGAGCUGGAGUCAUGCGUAUUGUGCCCGCUGGACAGCUAUAAUUCUGCAGGUAUGAAUGAGCUGAUGCGAAGGAUGGGUGAAUGUAAAUUGAAAAAACUGAGAUAUUUUGGAAUAAGAGGAACGAGCUACGUAUACUCCGUAGAAAACUUCAAUGCUUUUUUGAAGAGUUUACUCAACACGAGGGAAAAUGACGACAAGAAUUUUCGAAUCCUGGAAAUUGAUUCGUCAACAUGCUUCAGCAAUGAGCACCUCGAAACAGUAUUGAAACAUUUGGGAGGGGAGAAAGAAAAUUGUUUGCAAACAUUAAAAUUGAAAUUAUAUCGAGAGUUGGACAAACAGUUGAUAGUCAAGGCAGGCGAAAGAAUUAGGAAAUUUGAAUAUGAAAUGUGGGAUGCUAAAGAGCAGGCUUGGGAAAAUAUGGUACGACGAGAGCAAUGA
Acaulospora morrowiae is the source of this 2223-nucleotide messenger RNA. The record is from the annotation of a GenBank genome assembly. NCBI's taxonomy places the organism in Eukaryota, Fungi, Glomeromycota, Glomeromycetes, Diversisporales, Acaulosporaceae.